Molecule: messenger RNA, 2129 nt
Organism: Jatropha curcas
Lineage: Eukaryota; Viridiplantae; Streptophyta; Magnoliopsida; Malpighiales; Euphorbiaceae
Product: GRAS family transcription factor
Source: RefSeq, a predicted model, not a curated record
CAACUUCUCUCUCUAAACCUUAUUUGUGGAUCUCAACAACUUUGACAUACAAGAGAAAUAAGUUAAUCACCAAAAACAAAGAGGAGCCAUAGCCUAAAUGUCUUCAUCUCUUACAGCCCAAAUAAAAGUCUUAAACAAAAACAUCAAAUCCUCCAAACACACACCACAUCAAAACCUUAAAAUAUGCUCUCUACCGUCUGUUUCCUAACAUGCAUUAUUUUAAGAACAUAAGUCUAAUCUAAGUUGUUUGUUCAUCCUUUAUCUUUUUGGUCAAAAAAUAAGUAGUAUAAACAUUUUUGUACUUCUUUCUUUCUUUCAAGAACAUACAGAAAAGAAAUGACUAUUGAAGAAACAGAGGCAAAUCACAUUUCAGAUCACAUAUUGGAUUGGAUAGAAGAUACAGUACCAUUCCUACCAUCAUUCUUGGAUGAUCCGUAUAGCUCAGACGACAUCAAUAGCUAUCAUCAAUGGUGGAAUCAAACAGAAGAACUUUGUCAAGAUCCAAUCAACACUGAUACUAAUCUCACUGCCAUAACCAUCACCACCACCAACGAUAAACUAACAGAAGAAAGCAAUCCCACCAUUACCAGUAGUCCACAACCUUCAAAUUCGUCGAGAAAACGGGGAUCGCCAGAUGACUCAGUACAAAAUCAUCAACAGAGAAAGAAACAGAGUCAUCGGGCGGUCAGCAAUGAAGAGAAAGAUGGAGGAGCAGUAGUAACAGGAAAAAGAUCAAAUGGAACCAAGAAAAGCAAUAGUAAAAGCACAGGAAAUAAUAGUAAUAAUGGAAACAGCAAGGAAGGAAGAUGGGCAGAGCAUUUGCUUAACCCUUGUGCAGCUGCUAUUACCACAGGUAAUUUGUCACGUGUCCAACACCUUCUUUAUGUUCUUCAUGAACUUGCCUCAUCAACUGGUGAUGCUAAUCAUAGGCUAGCUUUUUAUGGUCUUAGAGCCUUAACUCACCAUUUAUCAUCUUCCACAACCACUGCUUCUAUAGCGCCUAUAUCUUUCGCGUCUACUGAGCCUAAGUUCUUUCAACGAUCUUUGCUAAAAUUUUAUGAAGUUAGUCCUUGGUUUGCAUUUCCAAAUAAUAUUGCAAAUUCUUCAAUACUUCAAGUUCUUGCUAAAGAACAGGAUCAUAAGCGUAACCUUCAUAUUCUUGAUAUCGGUGUUUCUCAUGGUGUGCAAUGGCCUACACUUCUUGAGGCAUUGACUCGCCGGUCCGGAGGACUUCCUCCUUUGGUACGCAUCACUGUCAUCACUGCCACUAUUGAAAAUGAUCAAGACACUGAGACCCCAUUUUUAGUUGGUCCGCCAGGAGACAACUUUUCUCCAAGACUACUCAGUUUUGCCAAGUCUAUGAACAUUAAUUUGCAAAUCAAUAGACUUCAUAACUACCCAUUAAAAAAUCUAAAUGCACAAGUCAUUAAGUCAAAUUCUGAUGAAACCUUAAUAGUUUGUGCUCAAUUUAGACUCAAUCAUUUAAAUCACAAUACCCCAGAUGAGAGAACUGAGUUCUUGAGAGUUUUAAGAGAAUUGGAACCAAAAGGCGUUAUUCUUAGUGAAAACAACACGGAUUGUAGUUGCAAUAGUUGUGGGGAUUUUGCAACGGGAUUUUCAAGAAGAGUUGAUUACUUAUGGAAGUUUUUGGACUCAACAAGCUCAGCUUUUAAAGGCCGGGAAAGCGAAGAGAGAAGAGUGAUGGAAGGAGAGGCAGCCAAGGCAUUAACAAAUCGCGGAGAGAUGAACGAAGGGAAAGAGAAAUGGUGUGAAAGGAUGACAAGGGUGGGGUUUGUAGGUGAGAUGUUUGGGGAAGAUGCCAUUGAUGGAGGUCGAGCUUUGUUAAGGAAGUAUGAUAGCAACUGGGAAAUGAGAAUUGAAGAAAAAGGUGAGUGUGUAGGGUUAUGGUGGAAAGGGCAUCCUGUUUCUUUCUGUUCAUUGUGGAAAUUGGAUGUCAAAGGAAAUGGCAGUUAAAAAGAUACUUGUAGCUCCCCCGUUUUAGCUUCUUUUUUCAUUUUUUCUUUCUUUUUUCAUGUAAAUUAAAGUGAGUUAAAUGUGUAGAGGCUGGUUUUUGCAGCCCUGUUUUAGUUAAAUGAUUGAUUUUGUUUGAUGGAUCAUUUUGUUUGAAA